This is a messenger RNA of Durotheca rogersii, 403 nucleotides long. RefSeq lists its product as uncharacterized. Lineage: Eukaryota; Fungi; Ascomycota; Sordariomycetes; Xylariales; Xylariaceae. The transcript is spliced from 2 exons. Bases 95 to 301 code for a protein of 68 amino acids. The record is from RefSeq and is a predicted model, not a curated record.
AGACAUAUAGGUACAUAGCCCCCAAUUACCUUAGGUAGUGCCGAGACUUCCCAACUUCCACGUCAAAUCUUUUUUAUAGGUAUUGGAUCACUUGAUGAUGAGCUCACUUGUCCGUGGUUUUCUUCCCAUCAGUCUCGCCAUCGCGUUUGGGAUAUGGAAUGGUUACUAUGCGUUUGACACCUCACUCCGGGAGCAGCAACAGCAAGGCAAACGAGCAACGCAACAGCCCACGACCACAAAUGACAGUCAACAACCUCCUAAGGCGCUAGAAGCCGGGCAGCCGGCCCAGCAAAAGUCAUAGGAAGACACAUCGCCAAGCCGACUGUUGUUGAGCCCUACAGGUUCUGUGGUGAUAACCUUCUACUAAGCUAGUCGCUUAGAGGGUUUGGAAUUGGGCCAUACA